AUGGCAAAUCAUAAGGGUGUGGUCACCCAGCGCACCUGGCGCCGCAUCCUGGAGCACCUAGCCCCAAAUAAAGGGUUCAAAGAUAUCCAGAGGGAAAUCAGCUGGUACCGCGGACUAUCCCAAUCCCAGAUGGCGGCAGCUCACAGCUUAUCGGAUAUCUUAAGGGACAACUUGGAUAAGAAUUUGGCCCCCCAGGUCGCGAAGAUAUUGAGGAAAUUGGGAUUACAUCCCGCCCCGUCGUUGGAAACGCUUAACCUGGUGAUCAAGCUGAGCCGGGGCAAUGAUCUGGCCUUCCUCUGGUUCCUCAUGGAAAUGUGCUACAAGACACCGAACCACGGAGUGAUCUAUAGUGUCAACGAACAGAUCAUCUUGUCGGUAAUCUUUCGCUUGGAUUUGUUUCCCACUCUGAGGGAACUGGAUCGCUGGCUUCCGUUGCCACAUUCCUCUCAAUCGGAUAGAGACAAGGCCGAGGCCUUAAGGCAAAGAAACCAAAGAUUGAAGAGCGAAAGGGAGGAGGAACGCCAGAAAGAGUUGGCCAGGAAGGCAAAGAUCACAACACCUCUGACUCCUUACUUUCAAGAACCGAAGAUUGGCGGGCAACUGCGAAACGAACGUAGAUUGCUGUCCGAUUAUCCCGAUACUCCAGCCUCCCUUCUCGAAAUGGAUGAGGAACCCCUCGAGUCCUAUCUUUGGACCCGCUGGUUUGGCUCCUACAGCUUGAACGAGGCCAAUCGAGUGGGUAAGUCCAUAGUCUUCCAGGAGAUCAACAGCAUCUUCGAGUCCUUUAAGGCGGCCUCACUGCCACCCCGCGAUGUGGAGUUCCUGUGUGCCCAUCAUCAGUACAUCCGGGAGAUGGAAAACUCCCUGAAAGUCCAGCUGAAAAUGGUAAAGAAAAGGAAGUGCGAAGAGCUCAUAUUUGCCAAAAAUCGGUUGGAGGAAAGGAGGCGAAAGCGCGUGAUUCAGGAGCUCGAAGAAAUGAGCGCCUGUUAUCUGAAGCGGUUCCAGGACAUGGCUGCCAGGGCCAGAUUGGCCUCCACCAGGAAGCAACUCUUUGGAGGCAGUUCCGCUAGGUCAUUUACCUUUGGUUGCCCGGAAAACGAAACUAAAUGCGAUGAUUUCGAGAAAGAAAGGUGCCAGACCUUCGAGGAAGGAAGGUGCCAGACCUUCGAGGCAGACAGGCCACCAGAGGAGCCUAUCAUAAAGAUACAUGGAGGCAGGAGUAGAUCCAGAAGCAGCAUAAGGUUAACCGGUGGAGCAGAGUCUAGAACCAAAUCUAAAGGGAGGUCUAGAUCCAGGUCUUCUAGCAGGUCCAGAAAACGUAAAAGGCAACCUACCAAAGAACCCGUUCUAAUGAAGGAGGAACCCAUACCCACACCCACUCCCAUACCCAUACCACCACAACGAAAAGUAAAGAGCGAAUUCCAGGACAUAAUGGUCAGGUUAUUAAAGGGGAAUAUACCCAUCUUACAAGGCUGUCCUGACUUUAAGCCAGAACCAGUAAGCUGCGCCAAGUGCCACAUCUACAAUCCCCAAGAGGGAUUACCCCAGAAGCGAACUCAAAAGCAUCGUCCCAGCAGCCUGAUGCAGUUUCUCGAAUUAUGCAGCAAUAAGGGGGAUGAGAAGGAGGAGUUGGAUCCCGACGAGGAUUCAAGUCCUUCUUCUCAUCCCGAACCCAAGAAGAGUGUUCAGAUCGUGGAGUUGGGAUUUCCGGGAAGCAAUCACGUGAAGUUUAACUAUCGUGAGUUGUUUGGCUCGCUGCAUAGGACUCAUUUGGACGACGAAAAGGUGCGUCUGAAGGAGGCCUUUGUGCGGGCCAUCGACGACGAUGUCCAGUACCUCAGCGCUGCCUUAAAUGGGGAGGAAGAGGGUUCCCUAGAUGCACUGGUGGACAGAGCAGCAAAGCGGGUAUUUGCCGAGGAUGUGAAGACCUUUCACAAGGAGCUGGAAAAGUUACGGCGGAAAAGAGAUGAAGAGGUGUUAGAGAAAAAAGAGUAUCGUUUGAAUUUCGGUCAGGAGUUCUACGAUCCUGAAAAUAUUCCUCUAAUGAAGGAGAUGCUCAGGCUGGGUCUGGAAAAGGUGGCCCAGGACAAGAGGUACGUGUUGCCCACCCUGCCCGAUGUCCAUUGUGUACCCUACCUCAUCGAAUGGAUACGUUUGCGUUACGGGAAACGCUACUCCUUUAAGGAAAAGGAGAGGAUUUUGGCCAAGGAUAAGAAAGUCAUGGAACACUUAGGGUGGGUGAUGCGGACGAAGCUGGUGAAUAUACCAUCUCUUAGCAUUGGAGACAACUUGAAUGACAUCACCAAGCUGAGGCAGUUGGGCAAAAAACACAGGCACCGCCAUACCAACAGAUUCCACGAAGCCAUCAUGGAGGUGGAAAGGGUCUUCUACUCGGCCAUGAAACCCCAUCUCUGCAACCUGCCGACAGAGUCCACCUUCCUAGCCUACUUGCCCGCCCAAUUCCACGACCUGGGCUUCACUGUCCAUAACGAGAGCGGGGUAAAGGGAGUUUGCUAUUAACCGGCCACUUGUGAAAUAAAGACGCUUUUCCCGGAA
Messenger RNA from Drosophila eugracilis, 2556 nucleotides. RefSeq lists its product as uncharacterized. The record is from RefSeq and is a predicted model, not a curated record. NCBI's taxonomy places the organism in Eukaryota, Metazoa, Arthropoda, Insecta, Diptera, Drosophilidae. The transcript has a single exon. Bases 1 to 2520 code for a protein of 839 amino acids.